UGUCCUUCCAUAUCGCAAAAGAUAUCCCUCCUCCCUUUAAUUGCAUAUAUCUGAGAAUCACCCUUUUUAUUGAUUUAAACUUUGGAAAUCUCAAUCUUCAUCUUUUUGAUUGAAAUCAACAUGAAGCAUCCAGGCAAGCUUAGAGUGUUUCUUCCAAAUUUGAUAAUACUUGUAACCAUCCUUCUCCAUUCAACAUGGAUUAAUGCACAGGAAGUUGAGGAUGAGAGUGAGUUUGAUUACAUAAAAGGGAGUGAGAAGGGUCCCUCACACUGGGGGGAACUGAAGAAGGAAUGGGAAACAUGUAAAAGUGGCAAAAUGCAAUCUCCAAUUGAUUUGUCAAGCCACAGAGUGAGAGUGGUGCCAAAGUUAGGGGAGCUUAAGAAGUACUAUAAGCCUCAGAAUGCCACUGUCAAGAACAGAGGCCAUGAUAUUGAGCUGAAAUGGGAGGGAGAUGCUGGAUCAAUAAACAUCAACGGCACCGAGUUUUUUCUGCAUCAAUGCCAUUGGCAUUCACCUUCAGAACAUACAAUCAAUGGCAGGAGGUAUGACUUGGAGCUCCACAUGGUUCAUGAAAGCAAAAGAAUAAACGGGAAAGGCAAAAUUGCUGUUGUUGGACUUUUCUAUAAGAUUGGACGGCCCGAUUCUGUUCUCAACAAGUUGUCAAAAUUUAUAAAAACCAUGGUGGAUGAAGAAGAAGAAAAGAACAUUGGGGCGUUCGAUCCCUCAAAAAUUAAGUUGGGUGGCAAGAAAUACUACAGAUACAUGGGCUCUCUCACUGUCCCUCCUUGCACAGAAGGUGUCAUUUGGACUAUUAAUAAAAAGAUAAGAACUGUGUCGAGGGCUCAAGUCAAUUUACUUAGAGAGGCUGUCCACGAUCAUGCAGAGAAGAAUGCCAGACCUAUACAACCCCUGAAUAGACGAGGGAUACAACUCUAUGCCCAAAAGCGGAAGGAUUAAUAAUUAGCCACAUAAUUUAAUUUUGUCGACAAUGAUAUUUAUUUGUCUGUUAAUAAUUCUUUGAUUAUUAGUCGUCGUUCCUAUAUAUAUAUAUAGUCCUAUCUUGUUUUCUAGCAUUUUGCUUUUUAUUCCUCUCUUAUUAUGAUUUUGUAUACUCAUGCGAUCAUGGUUGUAAUAAUCAUAUAAAAUACUACAAUAAUUACAUAUU
Messenger RNA from Glycine soja, 1165 nucleotides. RefSeq names its product alpha carbonic anhydrase 7-like. The transcript has 7 exons. Gene Ontology annotation, molecular function: zinc ion binding; carbonate dehydratase activity. The record is from RefSeq and is a predicted model, not a curated record. NCBI's taxonomy places the organism in Eukaryota, Viridiplantae, Streptophyta, Magnoliopsida, Fabales, Fabaceae. Bases 121 to 957 code for a protein of 278 amino acids.